Auanema sp. JU1783 is the source of this 1029-nucleotide messenger RNA. The record is from the annotation of a GenBank genome assembly. NCBI's taxonomy places the organism in Eukaryota, Metazoa, Nematoda, Chromadorea, Rhabditida, Rhabditidae.
AUGGCUUCUGGAGAUAAAGAUACCCGUGUUGCUCCUGGCGAGAUGACUAGCAAGGAUUACUAUUUUGAUUCCUAUGCUCAUUUCGGAAUCCACGAGGAAAUGCUCAAGGAUGAAGUUAGAACUAUCACCUACAGAAAUUCCAUCUACCACAACAAGCAUCUUUUCAAGGAUAAAGUUGUUAUGGAUGUUGGAUCUGGAACUGGUAUCCUCUCCAUGUUCGCUGCCAAAGCCGGAGCCAAGAAAGUUUUUGCUAUGGAAUUCUCCAACAUGGCUCUUCAAUCAAGACAAAUCAUCAAGGAUAAUAACCUCGAUGACAUCAUCACCGUCAUUCAAGCCAAAGUUGAAGACGUCAAGGAGCUUCCUGAUGGCAUUGAAAAGGUUGACAUCAUUAUUUCCGAGUGGAUGGGAUAUUGCCUUUUCUACGAGUCUAUGCUCAACACUGUAAUCUUCGCUAGGGAUAAGUGGUUGGCCCCUGAUGGACUUUUGUUCCCAGAUAAGGCUAAACUUUUCGUUUGUGCUAUCGAAGAUAGACAAUACAAAGAGGAAAAGAUCCACUGGUGGGAUAACGUUUAUGGAUUCAACAUGGCCGCCAUCCGUAAGGUUGCCGUCACCGAACCAUUAGUUGACUGUGUUGAUGCUGGCCAAGUUGUCACCAACAACUUCUGUAUCAAGGAAGUCGAUCUUUACACAUGUAAGAUUGAGGACCUUGCUUUCGAGUCUGAAUUCAAUGUCAGAUGUUUAAGAAGCGACUACGUUCAAGCUCUUGUUACUUUCUUCACUGUUGAGUUCUCCAAGUGCCAUAAGCGAGUUGGGUUCUCAACUGGUCCAGAUUCGACUUACACUCAUUGGAAGCAAACCGUCUUCUAUUUGAUGGAUGCUCUAACUGUAAAGAAGGGAGAAGAGAUCAAGGGUGUUUUCAAGGUUGCUCCAAAUAAGAGGAACGAGCGUGAUUUAGACUUCAAGAUUAAGAUUGACUUCCACGGAGAAGUUUGCGAUCUUGAGGAAGAAAAUACCUACACCAUGCAUUAA